This is a messenger RNA of Mangifera indica (mango), 1884 nucleotides long. Its product is annotated as protein SET DOMAIN GROUP 41. Lineage: Eukaryota; Viridiplantae; Streptophyta; Magnoliopsida; Sapindales; Anacardiaceae. The transcript is spliced from 5 exons. The record is from RefSeq and is a predicted model, not a curated record. Bases 59 to 1825 code for a protein of 588 amino acids. Gene Ontology annotation, molecular function: protein binding.
UAAAACCAAAUCAAGUGGCAAGCAUACACAGCGAACCCUAGUCCAGGUCAACUUAGAAAUGGAAACGGAGAUGGAGAUGAAAAUGGUAGCAAAUGAAGACAUAGAAGAAGGCGAAGACAUAACUCCACCUCUCUCUCCUCUCUCUUACUCUCUUCAGAACUCCUCUCUAUUUUCCGCUGAUCUUCGCGUCGCCCUCCGCCUCCUCUCCCUCCUCCAAUCACCUCCCUCCACGUGUUCUCAACCUCGUCUCUUCGGCUUGUUGACCAACCGCGACAAGCUAUUGUCUUCGGAGGAGCCGGAUGUGUUGUUAAAGAUUCGUGACGGUGCGCAGGAGAUGGCGAAGGCCAGAGGAAACUUUUCAGGCGAUAUCGUUUUGGAGGAAGCUGCCUUGUGUUUGGUGAUUACGAAUGCUGUUGAGGUGCAGGAUAAGAGUGGGCGCAGUUCAGGAAUUGCCGUUUACGAUAAGGAAUUCUCCUGGAUCAAUCACAGUUGCUCUCCGAAUGCUUGUUACAGGUUCUUGCUUCCUGAGACAAACUACACGGCGUCCUCUCAGUGCCAGCUAAAGAUGCGGAUUGUUCCUCGUGGAAAGAUUGGUGUCUGUAGCUCUAGUGAAUUAGCACAAGGUUGUGAGAGAAAUGAUGGUCCGAGAAUCAUUGUUAGGAGUAUAAAGCCGAUAAAGAAAGGCAACGAAGUGACUGUUGGUUACACUGAUUUAUUGCAACACAAGGCAAUGAGGCAGGCAGAGCUGUGGUCAAAGUACCAAUUUGUGUGUUGUUGUAGGCGAUGCACUGCAUCACCCUUAACUUAUGUAGAUCGGCUUUUGGAGGAAAUUUCUGUUUCUAAUAUGGAGUCUGUGAGCAUUAGUUCUGAUGACAACUUCCUUAUGGAUGAGGCAAAUCAAAAGUUGAAUGAUUACAUGGAUGAAGUUAUAUCCCAGUAUCUAUUGGCUGACAAUCCAGAAUCUUGCUGCAAGAAGCUUGAGAACAUGCUUAUGCAAGGUCUGCAGGUUGAGCAGUUAGAAAGCAAGGCUGGAAAAUUACAGUUAAAUUUCAGGUUGCAUCCCCUGAACUAUGUAUCUCUGAAUGCAUAUACAACACUGGCCUCUGCAUAUAAAAUCCGAUCAAUUAACUUAUUAUCUCUCUGUUCUGACACUGAUGAAUGUCACUGGGAAGCUUUCAACAUGAGCAAAACUAGUGCAGCAUACUCAUUAUUGCUUGCCAGUGCUACGGACCAUCUGUUUCAGUCUGAAUCCUCACUGAUUGCAUCUGCUGCGAAUUUCUGGGUAAGUGCAGGGGAGUCCCUAUUAACUCUUGGUAGAAGAAGCUCAUUGUGGAAUUUAUUUGUGAAGCCAGGGUUGUCGAUGUCAGAAAUUUCCCUUCAGGAAUCUAAAUGCAGAAAGUGCUCACUUCAAGUGGAUUCAUUUAUACUUCAAGCUCAAAGUGCCAGUCUUAAGAACAUAUUGAACAAGCUUCACGAUUGUAUCUCAAAUUUGACUGGAAAGGUUUGGAGUUCCCUAAUACAUGGGUGUCAUUUCUUACAAACGAUUCAAGAUCCCACUGAUUUCAGCUCGAUUGAUAAAUCUAUAUCAGAUUUUAGCUUACAUUCGAACAAAACCAAUGACGGUUCGAGCUCCUGGAUGGAGGAAAGUAUUUCCAAAAAGAAAGAGCACCAGUAUACGAAUGAAGAAAGGGUGAAUGUCUCUCUGCUUGGUGUCCAUUGUUUAUUUUAUGGAGGAUAUUUGGCAAACAUAUGUUAUGGUGAGGAUUCCCAUUUGACUUGUCAUAUUAAAAAUGUUCUGUAUGAUGAAGAGAAAUCAGUACAUUGAUUCAUGAAAGAAUCUGAAUUGAGAGGAAAUGUUGAAUAUGAAUUGCUUCCGUGCAUAAA